Gastrolobium bilobum is the source of this 2426-nucleotide messenger RNA. Its product is annotated as PHD finger protein At1g33420-like. The record is from RefSeq and is a predicted model, not a curated record. NCBI's taxonomy places the organism in Eukaryota, Viridiplantae, Streptophyta, Magnoliopsida, Fabales, Fabaceae. The transcript is spliced from 5 exons. Bases 212 to 2317 code for a protein of 701 amino acids.
ACAGCUACUAGCUAGCGCUUUCUCCUCCACCGCGCCGUCGUGUCGUCUGCAACUGUUUAUCUCUCUCUCACACACACACACACACACACACACAAAACACAGUCGCAAACCUAAUAACUAAUUUAUAUCUAGAUCUAAUUUUUUUUCUUUCUCCUAUCCUUACUGGACCGUGGAUGCGGCGUCGUUUUUAACCCUACAGUACAGGCAUACCAUGGUGGUCAACGAGAGACCCGCGAAGAGGAUGAAGAGGAGGGUCACCGCCGAUCUCUAUGAUUUUCUCACUUUCCCCGCUGCCGGAGACGACUCCUCCUCUGUAGCCUUCCGAAACUCUGUUCAGCGCUUCCUCUACGACCACGCGCGCAUCACUUUCCCUCCCUCGCUCUUUCCUUCCCUCAUGACGUGGCGGAUCUUGUUUCGGGUCGGUGAACUCGUCGACGGUCCCGAUCUCUCGCCGGCCACGGUCACACUCGACAUUGUCGAGGAAGACGUCACUCGUUCUCGCAGUUCAGUCUACUGCGACCAGUGCCGAGUCGUUGGGUGGAGUGGGCAUCCUGUAUGUCGAAAGCGAUAUCAUUUCAUAAUAAGGGCGGCAAGUAACGCCAUCGAAGCAUAUAGAAGACCUUGUUCAAGAUGUGGAAGUCUUCUCCAAUUAUCUGAACCCAGGUGUAAAUCGUGUAACUUCGCCACUACCGCUGAUGAUCUUGAGGAUUGGGUUUAUCUUCAAAUUGAGGAUAACACCCAUCUUCUCCAUGGUGUUAUUCACGUCAAUGGUUAUGGUCACCUCCUUACUCUCAAUGGACGAGAAGGUGGAUCGAAGCUUCUCUCUGGAUCUGAUAUUAUGGGUUUCUGGGAUAGGCUCUGUGCUGCAAUUUCUGUUAGGAAGGUUAGUGUGAUGGAUUUGUCCAAGAAAUUUGGGGUGGAAUAUCGAUUGCUUCAUGCAAUCACCAACGGAUACUCCUGGUAUGGCAAUUGGGGUUAUAAAUUUGGGACUGGCAGCUAUGCUCUUACCCAAGAUGCGUACCAGAAAGCAGUGAAUACCCUGUCAAGCAUGCCCUUGUCCUCAUUUUUAUUUCAGGGUCGAGGACAACGAAGCCGCCUCCAGUGUGUCAUUUCUCUUUACCAGUCUUUGGCUGAUACUCAACUUCUAACAAUUAAAGAUAUCUUCUCCUUUUUGUUGACAUUGGUUCAUGAACUUCGUAAGCCCAUGACCACGAGCACAUCUAAACGGCAUGAAUACACUAGCACGCCUAAUUUAUUGUGUGUUUGGACGAGAAAUGACGUUGAAGAUGUGCAACAGGCUUUGAUCAAGGUACUGCUUGCAUCAGGUGCCUAUAGUGAGGCCAAAUGGGUGUCAAGGCGUACUCUCAAGGGUGCAGUAUGCAGGGGUGUUGCAUCUCCAGAGCUUCUAGAUUACGGUCUUAAGCACUUACAAGGGAAAUUAGCUUCCAAUGGAAUGGUAGUUUGUUCACGAUGCAAUCCCAUUUCUAGUGCUGUCGAAUUCAGGCUAGAGCCUUUGGGUAACGCAUUUAGUGCAAAUUCAAGCUAUCCGUCAGAAGAGCAAGUGAUCUCUGAUUUGACAUUCUUAUUUGAUUCAAUUAUUCAUCCUGACAAAUUAGUAAGCUACAGACCUAAAAUUAUGAGGAAAAGGGUUGCUGAUUCAGCCAGGAAGCUACUUGACUGUAAGCAGUUUAUGAAGGAUUACAAGCCGAAUGAAAUGGCCUUAGAAAUGCCUUCAGACAUUAGGCUGUGGUGUCAUGUGGAGCUUUCUGAUCAGCCUAAAGACGAUCCACCCCCACCGCCAGAGUUAAUUGUGUUGCCUUUGAACGCUACUGCUGCUGACCUCAAAAGCGAAGCCGCAAGUGCUUUUCAAGAUGUAUAUGCAAUGUAUAAGAGGUUUAAAGCUGAGGAUCUCCUAGGAUUUGGGUCAAUCAGUGAUUCGCUCACUGUAAAAUUCCUGCUUGGAACAAGUGGAUCAGUCCAAAUUCGAGGUAAAUGCCCAGCCAAACACGGGCUAAGUCGAUUCCGCAUGGAAAGAGGAACCGAGGCAUGGAAAGUUGAUUGCACUUGUGGGGCCAAGGAUGAUGACGGAGAAAGGAUGUUAGAAUGUGAAACUUGUGGCGUUUGGCAGCAUACCAGAUGCGCUGGAAUUGAUAAUUCUGAUGCCAUGCCUUCAAAGUUUGUAUGUACAAGGUGUGUUAAAUCUUAUCGCGAAGAAACUAACAAGCCAUGUAAAUUGAACGCAUUUUGUAGAGAUGAAGCGGUGGUAACCGACUGUGCAGCUGUUUGUAACCUUACGGUAGAUUUUGGUGUACGCUGAGUGUAUAGCUCUUGUAUUUAUCCCUGUAUAGUUUUUGUUUGUCUUCAGCUAGGUUUUUAUGAAAUGCUAUGUGGGCACAGAUUUUCGAAGUCUUUGCUUUUGAGAGCAU